Candoia aspera is the source of this 1753-nucleotide messenger RNA. It is a transcript of the gene SULT2B1, whose product is annotated as sulfotransferase family 2B member 1. Bases 457 to 1320 code for a protein of 287 amino acids. Gene Ontology annotation, biological process: sulfation. Lineage: Eukaryota; Metazoa; Chordata; Lepidosauria; Squamata; Candoiidae. Gene Ontology annotation, molecular function: sulfotransferase activity. Gene Ontology annotation, cellular component: cytoplasm. The transcript is spliced from 7 exons. The record is from RefSeq and is a predicted model, not a curated record.
AAAGAAUGGCAACUUUCAUUUCUGCAAGGGAGUGACCUUGGAGAUUGAAACGUUCCCUGCUGAUUUCUGAAUGUUGCCAUUUUGAGUGUUGAAUUUGUGUCCAUUUAUUUUUCAUUUGGCUGGAGACUGACCCGAGGACUGACUUGUCCUAUGCAGAGGGCUGAAGGGAUAAGAAAUUUCAUUCUGUGAGAGAGCAAAAGAUUUGGGUGCCUGGUUUGAAUAUAUACACAUAUACCCUGACCCUCUAAUUUAUUUGGGCGCUGGACAGCAUCCUGUAUCAAGAACAGAGACACCAUGGAAGUAUGAUGUGAAACAGGAAUGUCCAUUAUGACUUCUGAUCGAAAUUAAAGAGGACACAACUAAUUCUGGCCACGAGGAAGAAUCCUUUGCAAUCAGUUUUGUAGCCAAGUUUCACACCUAUUUUCAAACAAUUCCUGUUAUCUGCUGGGCCCCAGGAUGUUCAAAGAGUAUUUCCAGUAUAAAGGAAUCGGCUUUCCUCAAAUCGUCUACGCAGAACCUGUGUUGCAGAUGAUAGAAAAGGAUUUUCAAGUUCGAGAUGAUGAUAUUUUCAAUGUCACUUAUCAGAAGUCAGGAACAGUGUGGAUGCUGGAGAUUUUAAGUCUCAUCCGUAGCAAUGGAGACCCUACCUGGUGCCAAACCACCCCCAACUGGAAUCGAGGUCCUUGGUUAGAGACAGUGGAAGGAUACAGAACAGCUCUGACCAACAAGUCACCACGCAUUAUUAGCUCCCACCUGCCUUUACAUCUUUUUGCAAAAUCAUUCUUCAAAUCCAAAGCUAAGAUAAUCUACACAGUCAGGAACCCCAAAGAUGUCUUGGUGUCCCUCUAUCAUUUUGCUUCAAUGUUUCAGCCCUAUAAAGAUCCUGGCACCUUGGAUCAAUUUCUUGAGGGCUUUCUAAAGGGAGAUGUGCCUUUUGGAUCCUGGUUUGACCACAUUAAAGGUUGGAUGAACUUGAAGGACAAAGAGAACUUCUUCUUCAUUACGUAUGAGGAGUUGCAAGAGGAUCUGCGGGGAAGCGUGGUUCGCAUCAGCCAGUUCUUAGGCAAAGACUUAGAUGAUGCAGCCAUCGACUCCGUGGUUGCUAAUGCCUCCUUUGAAUCCAUGAAGAGCAACAAGAUGUCCAACUUCUCACUCAUACCACAGUCCAUAAUGAACCAAAAGAAAAGUGCUUUCUUCCGCAAAGGGAUUUCUGGAGAUUGGAAGAAUCACUUGACUAAGGCACAGAGUGAAUGUUUUGACCAAAUCUACCAUGAGCGCCUACAAGAUUUAAGUGUCACUUUUCCAUGGGACAAGGAAUAAAUUCGUCUUUCCCAGUUGAUUCCCUCCAUUACUGGACUGAUUAAUGACUUAUCAGGAUAUUAAUUGUCUAGUGCAAGAUGCUGUAGAUUAGUGACAACAUCUAGGGGAGGGACAGGCAGAUAUUCAGAGGGUUCUCCUGGAUUUCAUGGGAGAAGAGUGGGAGUAAGGGAGGAUAGUCAUUAAGGCCAUGAAGCCAAUGCUCAGGAAGUAAGUGGGAUGUGGUAGAUUAGAUUCCAGAGUGACCAAACCAUAGUGCUGAUAUCAUAUGUCUCAAGAUAUGGUUUUGAAGAUACAUGGUGCAUCCAUCUUGCUGAAGCUAAGCACAUCUGAAUCUGGUCAGUGCCUGGAUGGAAGACUAUCUGGUAGCCCUAUGUAAACCCCCUUGUCCAUGGUGGAAGCUGCAAUGUAAAUACAAUAUAAUAAAUAAAAUAAG